Phragmites australis (common reed) is the source of this 733-nucleotide messenger RNA. RefSeq names its product defensin-like protein 2. The coding region runs from base 255 to 503 and encodes 82 amino acids. The transcript is spliced from 2 exons. Lineage: Eukaryota; Viridiplantae; Streptophyta; Magnoliopsida; Poales; Poaceae. The record is from RefSeq and is a predicted model, not a curated record. Gene Ontology annotation, biological process: defense response.
GUAUCAUCUUCCUGGCAUUUUGCUCGCCUAACGGAGUCGCUGAGCAUGGCCUCCCGGCGCGGCAGGUGGCAGGAGGCGAGCCGCCACGUGCCCGAUCGACUCCCUUGCUGCCUCAUCCCUACAAGUAGCAGCUACCUCUCCGAACUUGAUCUCUCACCCCAUCACACGUUGUCGGCGGCAAACCGUUCAUAAACCUUUCGUACGGUAGCUGUUGCUCUAGUCCCUCGAACAAAUCGAGGCCGAUCGACGCGGCAAUGGAGCUCAUGAAGUCCAGGGCGACCGUGUGCGCUCUCCUGCUGAUGCUGCUGCUGCUCUCACACGGCAAUGGCGGCGGCGGCGGAGUAGGUAUGGCGGAGGCGCGGGUGUGCACGGGGAAGAGCCAGCACCACUCGUUCCCGUGCAUCUCCGACCGGAUCUGCAGCAACCAGUGCAUCAAGCAGGGCGGCGGGUGGACCGCCGGUUACUGCCACUGGAGGGUCUGCACGUGCCAGAAGGCAUGCUGAUCGAUCGUCCCUCCACCUGGCCCGGCCGGCCGGCCAUCGGCGAGCUCAUCUGCAGCUCGCCAUGGUCGCCGUACCUUACCUACACGUACGUUGUGUCAGCUACCUUGUUGUCGCUUGGCAUGCUGCGCACGCGCACGCAUACAUAACUACAGCUUGUAACAAUAAUAAAUAUCAGGAGGGCGGCGCACGUGUGCAGCUUGCAAUGUUAGUUCGAAUAAACAAUCGUACGU